AUGAAACUAUUCUAUAUUUUUGCUAUAGUUCUAUGGUAUGUUAGAUGUUCUCGUUGUGGCUCUUUGUUCGCGAGUUACUAUGAAUCUACGUUACAUUCACAAAUGAGUCUCAAUGAAACACAUACAGGAAGUUUAUUGGCUCCCUUCAAUCGAACACGUACACCAGGGUCUUUAGGUUCUUCUCAAGUGCGGGAUUUUGUGAUCAAUGAAUUCAAGUCGAUGACCCAAAAUUGGGUAAUAGAAUUGCACGAAUUCGAGGAAAAUGGUUACAACUUUACCAAUAUGGUGUUUAGCCUUGGUGCAAAUGACAGUAAUUACCUUGCACUUGCAGCCCACUACGACUCCAAACUUUCUCCUGAGGGCUUUAUUGGCGGAAUUGACAGCGCAGCCCCAUGCGGAAUGCUACUAUAUGUCUCACAUUUUCUGGACCAUGUGCUAACUAAUGACAUGCAAUCGAUAGAUACUUUGCUACUGGAUAAAUUUACAGGCGUUAAGUUUAUCUUUUUUGAUGGAGAGGAGGCUAUUAACGAAUGGACAGCUACUGAUUCUUUGUACGGGUCAAGAUACGCUGCUAAAAAAUGGGCGCAGGAGGGCACGCUCAAAAAAAUGGACAUGUUAGUUCUUUUGGACCUUUUGGGAGGCGAAGAGGAUAUUACUAUACCAAACUAUAAAGCCAAUUCACGAGUAUUCUUCAAAAACUUAUUACAAAUUGAAAAGGCAUACAAUAAAGAACACAAUUUAACGCACAGAAUGCUACGAGACACUUCAAGAGUCCGGGUGCAUAUUUCAGAUGAUCAGGAACCCUUUCUAGACCAUGGCAUUACUACGCUCCACCUCAUACCUUAUCCAUUUCCUUCUACCUGGCAUACUAUCAAUGAUAAUUUCUCCAACCUUAAUGAAAAAAAUAUUCAUAAAUGGUGUGUCUUGAUGUGUGAAUUUGUAUUCAAAUACUGGAAACCGGACAACAUACCACUCCGUCCGCAUAAACCAUAUGUUAAGCCUCUGAACUAA
Molecule: messenger RNA, 1011 nt
Organism: Kluyveromyces marxianus DMKU3-1042
Lineage: Eukaryota; Fungi; Ascomycota; Saccharomycetes; Saccharomycetales; Saccharomycetaceae
Exons: 1
Coding region: 1-1011 (336 amino acids)
Molecular function (GO): glutaminyl-peptide cyclotransferase activity; zinc ion binding
Source: RefSeq, a predicted model, not a curated record